CGCCAGGGCGGGGUUGGGGGGCAGCCUCAAGAAGACUCCGUGGGACUGGGGAGGGAUGCGCGCGGCGGGAGUGGGAGAGGGCGUCCAAGCAAACUGUGUGCUCCCAUUCUCGAGGGGAAUGCACUUCCCCAAAUUCCCUCUCUCCGUCGCCCUCCACCACCCCCCCCCCCGCCUUUUUUUUUAAGUCCCUAAGGAGAGAGGGCGGCGCAGCCUAGGAGCAAGGCAGGAGCUGUGUGGGACCCGCGCUGCAGCUUCUGCCGGGCUCCGAACUGGUGGGGGCCUCCAAGGCCGGGAGCGAGCAGCGGCAGAGCGGGUGGCCGCGAUCUUCCGGGCCACUCCUUCCUCCCUACCCCUUCCCCUCCCGCCCGCGACCUUCGACCUCCAUCCCGGACCCACGGGGGACUGGCCCCGGGAAAGGGAGGAGACGUGAAAGGGAUACCAUUGUCUACUCGUCCACGGGCCUCUCGGAGUUUUCCCAGGGUUUGCGGCGCUCACUCUCCUCCCCCGCCCCCACAGACUUGCUCUCCAGCGCCAACCCGGAUCUGCCUAGGUGCCCACGAUCCUUCCCGAUCGACUUGAGUGUCCUUCCUCCAGCUCCUGCUUUCCCAGCACCGAAAACAUAAAAGCCUGCCGGAAAUCACCCAGCCUUUGCCUGGUCAUUCAGGGGCCCACGGAUAAGCGUGGCUCUGAUUUUUCCAGGUCACCUACCACUGAAGCACCCUCGGCUUCUACAAAGAUGUGCUUUAAAGAGAAGAGAGUGGACGUCCAGUAUGUUAGUCUAAACGACCUUGGGCAAGUACGUCUCUUCCAAGGUACAAUCGGCCCUCCCAGAUGGUUUCUCAGGAGUCUCCCUAACCCUCAGGAGGGAGAGGACGGGCGCCAGAGCCUGGCUCCCGCUAGUUUUCCCGGGGGCAGGUGUAGCCCUGGGCGCGGGUUCGGGGGAGGGGCAAGGGGCGGGCGUGGGGUUGGACUGGGGCUUAGGACUCCGACCACGGGCUGGGCGUGGGCCUAACAACUCCGGACCGGCCCGCCCUCGCCGCUCCAUUGGCCACUUCUGCGCAGAAAAAGCCCCGCGGCCCAGGGGCGCCCGCAGUGUUAGUAGGCCGGCUGGGGUCUCUGGCUACGCAGUAUACCGCGACAGGCUAGAACACCGGCGGCGGCUUCGGGCCGGGAAACCCGCGCAGCCCUCGGGGCACCUCCGUGCCUCACUCCCCACCCCUCCCCCGGGUCGGGGAAGGCGGCGCGUCCGGCGGAGGAUUGCGGGGGAGCGGGUCAGGCCUGGAGCGCCAUGAGCAGCCCGGAUGCGGGAUACGCCAGUGACGACCAGAGCCAGACCCGGAGCGCGCUGCCCGCGGUGAUGGCGGGGCUGGGCCCCUGCCCCUGGGCCGAGUCGCUGAGCCCCAUCGGGGACAUGAAGGUGAAGGGCGAGGCGCCGGCGAGCAGCGGAGCUCCGGCCGGGUCCGCGGGCCGAGCUAAGGGCGAGUCCCGUAUCCGGCGGCCGAUGAACGCCUUCAUGGUGUGGGCUAAGGACGAGCGCAAGCGGCUGGCGCAGCAAAACCCCGACCUGCACAACGCCGAGCUGAGCAAGAUGCUGGGCAAGUCGUGGAAGGCGCUGACGCUGGCGGAGAAGCGGCCCUUCGUGGAGGAGGCCGAGCGGCUGCGCGUGCAGCACAUGCAGGACCACCCCAACUACAAGUACCGGCCGCGGCGGCGCAAGCAGGUGAAGCGUCUGAAGCGGGUGGAGGGCGGCUUCCUGCACGGCCUGGCCGAGCCGCAGGCGGCAGCGCUGGGCCCCGAGGGCGGCCGCGUGGCGAUGGACGGCUUGGGCCUCCCGUUCCCCGAGCAGGGCUUCCCUGCUGGCCCGCCGCUGCUGCCCCCUCACAUGGGCGGCCACUACCGCGACUGCCAGGGUCUGGGCGCGUCCCCGCUCGACGGCUACCCGUUGCCCACGCCCGACACGUCCCCGCUGGACGGCGUGGACCCGGACCCGGCCUUCUUCGCCGCCCCAAUGCCCGGGGACUGUCCGGCGGCCGGCGCCUACAGCUACGCGCAGGUCUCGGACUACGCGGGGCCCCUGGAGCCUCCCUCCGGCCCCAUGCACCCCCGACUCGGCCCGGAACCCGCGGGUCCCUCAAUGCCGGGCCUCCUGGCGCCCCCCAGCGCCCUACACAUGUACUACGGCGCGGUGGGCUCGCCCGGGGCGGGUGGGGGCCGCGGCUUCCAGAUGCAGCCGCAGCCGCAGCACCAGCACCAGCACCAGCACCACCCCCCGGGCCCCGGGCAGCCGUCGCCCCCUCCGGAGGCACUGCCCUGCCGGGACGGCACGGACCCCAGCCAGCCCGCCGAGCUCCUCGGGGAGGUGGACCGCACGGAAUUUGAACAGUAUCUGCACUUCGUGUGCAAGCCUGAGAUGGGCCUCUCCUACCAGGGGCAUGACUCUAGUGUGACUCUCCCCGACAGCCACGGGGCCAUUUCCUCCGUGGUGUCCGACGCCAGCUCCGCCGUGUAUUACUGCAACUAUCCUGAUGUGUGACAGGUCCCCGAUCCGCCCCAGCCUGCAGGCCAGAAGCAGUGUUACACACUUCCUGGAGAGCUAAGGAAGUCCUCAGCCUCAUGGGCUUUUUUGUUGUUUUUUAAAGGUGUCUUGGCGUAUAAUUUAUGGUAAUUUAUUAUGUCCGCCACUUUGGGGGGUGGAUGAGGUUUCAUUUAAAAUUUGUUCAGAGAUUUGUUUCCCAUAGUUGCAUUGUCAAAAGCCUAUUUCCAAGUUCAAGUUAACCAGCUUUGAAUGUGUCCCAAAACAGCUUCCUCCAUUUCCUGAAACUUUAUUGAUCAAAGAAAUGUCCCUAGUGUGUGUUUUUUUUUUCAGUCUUCUAAAAAAUAAGAUCUGGAAUCCUGCUUUUUUUGCUCUACAAGUACCUCUGUCACACUAGUCUUAUUUUAAAAACCAGGUUUUAAGAUCAAUGUUAAAUGUUACUAAUGUAAAUUUCUCAUCCUCUUAAAAAGGAUGAGCAUAAAUGCCUUCACGGAGUAUCUCUAAAAAUAAACAGAAGAAUAUCUAAGUUUGAUGUAAUUGUUUCGGGGAAGGAAAAAAGAAAAGCACCCUGGAAUGACCCUACUUCAUUUCAAGUAAUCUUAGUUUCUAAAACUAAUGGUUAAUAUUUUCAAUUCCAGAAUAUCAGUUAAAUGAGAAGGGGACGUCCAGGUAAUUUUGAUUUUCUAAUUGUUGAAUCAUAACCUUGACCUGCCUACAGAGGCUUUUCGGGUGUUGUUUUAUCUGUGUUCUGUCAUUUCUUUACACUCCUCAACGUUGAGUUUGCCUUUAAUCUUCGUUUUCACACCUUGGGAAGUGGUGUUGCUGGGUUUAAAAUAAAGGAGUCACAGAAACAAAUCAAAAUAAAAUUUGCAUUAAAACAA
This is a messenger RNA of Callithrix jacchus (white-tufted-ear marmoset), 3414 nucleotides long. The record is from RefSeq and is a predicted model, not a curated record. Lineage: Eukaryota; Metazoa; Chordata; Mammalia; Primates; Cebidae.